Molecule: messenger RNA, 1698 nt
Organism: Dipodomys spectabilis (banner-tailed kangaroo rat)
Lineage: Eukaryota; Metazoa; Chordata; Mammalia; Rodentia; Heteromyidae
Gene: Gabrp
Product: gamma-aminobutyric acid type A receptor subunit pi
Exons: 10
Coding region: 1-1506 (501 amino acids)
Biological process (GO): nervous system process; signal transduction; monoatomic ion transmembrane transport
Cellular component (GO): membrane; GABA-A receptor complex; synapse
Molecular function (GO): GABA-A receptor activity; neurotransmitter receptor activity; extracellular ligand-gated monoatomic ion channel activity
Source: RefSeq, a predicted model, not a curated record
AUGCCCGAGGAUGCCGUGGCUGAUCUGGUUACAGCACGUCUGCAGAAACCAUUUCGCAUCCCCAGCCAGGACGGGCUUCGUAACCGGCACCGGAUGGUGACUGCUCUUCGGCCCCCACUGUCUGAACGGCCUCACCAUGAGCUCCGGAUUCCUCUUGGCCGUCACGUGCCUCAGUGUCCUCUCCCAGAGGUGAGCUCUGCUGCCCAGGGGCUGACUUUCCUGUGGGUGUCUGUGCUGGUGCGUGUCCAGGGGGGCCAGCUCCGCACGGAGGUGGGCAGGAGCGAGAAGCUCUCCCUGCCUGGCUUUGACAACCUCACGGCCGGCUACAACAAAUUUCUCCGGCCCAAUUUUGGUGGAGCUCCGGUUCAGAUCGCACUGACUCUGGACAUUGCCAGCAUCUCCAGCAUUUCAGAGAGCAACAUGGACUACACGGCCACCAUCUACCUCCGCCAGCGCUGGACAGACCCGCGGCUGGUAUUUGAAGGCAACAAGAGCUUCACUCUGGACGCCCGCCUGGUGGAGUUCCUCUGGGUGCCUGACACGUACAUUGUGGAGUCCAAGAAGUCCUUCCUGCAUGAGGUCACCGUGGGGAACAGGCUCGUCCGCCUCUUCUCCAACGGCACGGUCCUGUAUGCGCUCAGAAUCACAACCACUGUUACCUGUAACAUGGACCUGUCCAAAUACCCCAUGGACACACAGACCUGCAAGCUGCAGCUGGAGAGUUGGGGCUAUGAUGGGAGCGACGUGGAGUUCGCCUGGCUCCGGGGCAACGAUUCUGUGCGCGGCCUGGAGAACCUGCGGCUGGCCCAGUACACGGUGCAGCGCUACUUCACCUCGGUCACCACGUCCCAGCAGGAGACAGGAAAUUACACGCGGCUGGUCUUGCAGUUUGAACUGCGGAGAAACGUGUUGUACUUCAUCCUGGAAACCUACGUCCCCUCCACUUUCCUGGUGGUGCUGUCCUGGGUCUCCUUCUGGAUCUCCCUCGACUCCGUUCCCGCAAGAACCUGCAUUGGGGUGACCACAGUGCUCUCCAUGACCACGCUGAUGAUCGGCUCCCGCACGUCCCUGCCCAACACCAACUGCUUCAUCAAAGCCAUCGACGUGUACCUGGGCAUCUGCUUCAGCUUCGUGUUCGGAGCCCUGGUGGAGUACGCCGUUGCGCACUACAGCUCCUUACAGCAGGUGGCAGCCAAAGACAGGGGGGCGGAGAAGGAGGUGGAGGAAGUCAACAUCACCAACAUCAUCAACAGCUCCAUCUCCAGCUUCAAGGGGAAGAUCAGCUUUGCCAGCAUCGAGAUUUCUGGUGACAAUAUCGGCUACAGCGACCUGACCAUGAAGGCCAGCGACAAGUUCAAGGUCAUCUUCCGGGAGAAAGUCGGCAGGAUUGCAGAUUGCUUCACCAUUCAGAACCCCAGCAACGUGGAUCGAUACUCCAAGCUCCUGUUCCCUUUGAUUUUUAUGCUGGCCAAUGUGUUUUACUGGGCAUACUACAUGUAUUUUUGAGAUGACCUGUCACGGGCAUUCAGGAGGGUACCGUGAGGUCCAGGCUACUCUAGGGCCGCCGAUGUAAGCCUAGCAUGACAGGGCCUUGCAACAGAAACCUCAUUCAACUCUGUGAAGGAAGUCCUGGGGCAGCCGGGACUAUCACCCAGAGCUGUUCACCGCGGCUGCCCGUCUGUGUUUACCACCUUAGGA